Messenger RNA from Daucus carota subsp. sativus, 2381 nucleotides. Its product is annotated as vacuolar-sorting receptor 7. The transcript is spliced from 12 exons. The record is from RefSeq and is a predicted model, not a curated record. Gene Ontology annotation, molecular function: calcium ion binding. Lineage: Eukaryota; Viridiplantae; Streptophyta; Magnoliopsida; Apiales; Apiaceae. Bases 156 to 2048 code for a protein of 630 amino acids.
CCAGCCCCUUAGUUGUUAGUUCUACUUUAUCAUUCUUCAUUGUUAUUUACUUCAACCUGCAACCCCCCACCAAACCAGUCCCCUGCUUACCAUUCCAUACCUCAUCCUUUUUUCGAGUUUUCGGUACUUAUAUUAUGCACAUUUUAUCUGCAUGAAUGAUGAGGAACUCUAUGGCUAUGUUGUUUGUUGCUGUUGUUGGUGUGGUGAUCGCUUGCUAUGUGGUUGAAGGCAGAUUUGUUGUCGAAAAGGAGAGCAUUUCGGUUCUGUCACCUUCUGAUUUAAGGUAUACGAGACAUGAUGCUUCUAUAGGCAACUUUGGAGUUCCUGAUUAUGGAGGCUCUAUGGUAGGGUCUGUUGUUUAUCCUCAGAAGGGCUCCAAUGGUUGCAGCUCUUUCGAUGGUGACAAGCCCUUCAAGUCUAAGUCUUCUCGUCCGAUCAUCCUUCUUCUUGAUCGCGGAGAGUGCUACUUUGCGUUGAAGGCUUGGAAUGGGCAAGAAGCAGGAGCUGCAGCAGUAUUGGUGGCUGACGACAGAGAUGAGCCUCUGAUAACCAUGGAUUCUCCUCAAGAAAGUAGUGAUGCUAAUGGUUAUAUAGACAAGAUUGGGAUUCCAUCAGCUCUAAUUGAGAAAUCUUUCGGUGACACAUUGAGAGAAGCCAUACAGAAAGGUAAAGAGGAUGUGGUGAUAAGGCUAGACUGGAGAGAGUCGAUGCCUCACCCUGAUCAGAGGGUUGAGUAUGAAUUUUGGACUAAUAGCAACGAUGAAUGUGGAAUUCGCUGUGAUGAGCAGAUGAAGUUUGUUAAGGACUUCAAGGGGCAUGCUCAGAUUCUUGAGAAGGGUGGCUACACAAUGUUUACGCCACAUUAUAUCACAUGGUACUGUCCACAGCCUUUUAUUCUUAGUGAUCAGUGCAAGUCUCAGUGCAUAAACAACGGAAGAUAUUGUGCACCUGACCCGGAAAAUGACUUUGGAAAGGGGUAUCAAGGAAGAGAUGUUGUCAUUGAGAACUUGAGACAACUUUGUGUGCAUAGAGUCGCGAAUGAGAGUCAUAGAUCAUGGGUAUGGUGGGAUUAUGUCACGGAUUUUCAUAUCAGGUGUUCGAUGAAGCAAAUGAGGUAUAGCAAAGAAUGUGCAGAAUCUGUCAUGGAAUCUCUAGAUCUCCCAAUUGCGAAGAUAAGAAGUUGCAUGGGUGAUCCUGAAGCUGAUGUUGAAAAUAAAGUCCUAAAGAUUGAACAAGAUCGUCAAGUUGGGGAAGGAUCUCGCGGUGAUAUUACUAUAUUACCAACAUUGGUCAUAAACAAUGUUCAGUACAGAGGAAAGUUAGAAAGGACUGCAAUUUUGAAGGCCAUCUGUGCUGGAUUUCAGGAGACUGCAGACCCUCCGAUCUGUCUCAGUGGAGCUCUGGAGACCAAUGAGUGCCUCGAGAGGAAUGGUGGCUGCUGGAGCGACGUGAGGUCCAAUAUAACUGCCUGCAAGGACACAUUCAGAGGAAGAGUUUGCGAAUGCCCUGUAGCAAAUGGAGUGCAAUACAGAGGAGACGGAUACAAAUCUUGUGAAGCUUUUGGACCUGGAAGGUGUGCAAUAAGCAACGGAGGCUGUUGGUCAGAAACUAAAAAUGGACAGACUUUCUCAGCUUGCUCAGACUCGGAUCUAUCAGGCUGUCGCUGUCCACAGGGCUUCCGGGGGGAUGGUCAUAAAUGUGCAGAUAUCAACGAAUGCACGGAAGAUCAUGUCUGUCGUUGUGAUGGCUGUUCCUGUAAAAAUUCAUGGGGCGGAUACGAGUGCAAAUGCAAGGGAGACAAGCUCUACAUAAAAGAACAUGAUACAUGUAUCGCGAAAAAUGCAUCGAAAUUUGGUUGGUUUCUUACCCUUUUGGUCCUGGGAACAACUGCGGCUGCUGCAACUGCUGGCUACUUAUUCUACAAAUAUAGGCUGCGGACUUAUAUGGAUUCAGAAAUCAUGGCUAUUAUGUCGCAGUACAUGCCGCUCGACGGCCAGCACAAUCAGGUUACUCAGCAUGAGGCCGAACCCCUGCAACAAAGUGCGUAAAGAAGACGAGCUUUAGAAUAUUCGUAUUAAGCAGGAAGAAGACUGAGCUUGCAGAUGCAGGAGAUACCAUGGCUGACAUCUCAACACUACAGCAGCUAAGUUGAGGUUCAAAGAACGGAUUCGCAAAGUUUCUUAAAAUUUGUUAGGCUAUACCCCCUUCUAUACGGCUUGUAGUUGUGGAUAUGUAAAUUGAAGCUAGAAGUACAUAAUAGAGAAAGUCCUGUAAGUUUGAUGAAAUUGAACAUUCAUGACCAUGAUCAUGAUUCUCAUAUGUUUUACUAGAGUACAGAAAAAAGAUGCAUACUGCAGCGAUACACACACAUAUCCGGUCUA